Messenger RNA from Eremothecium cymbalariae DBVPG#7215, 627 nucleotides. It is a transcript of the gene RCN1, whose product is annotated as Rcn1p. Bases 1 to 627 code for a protein of 208 amino acids. The record is from RefSeq and is a predicted model, not a curated record. The transcript has a single exon. Gene Ontology annotation, biological process: calcium-mediated signaling. NCBI's taxonomy places the organism in Eukaryota, Fungi, Ascomycota, Saccharomycetes, Saccharomycetales, Saccharomycetaceae.
AUGGCUACUGAUACAAUUUUGAUUACUUCCAAGUCUGUUGACAUCACCGAUGGACAUUCCGUGAGUUUGUUCACGGGUUUUCUGGAAGACCAUGUCCUUUCUAAAUGCAUGGUCACUGAGUCCAGUCCCAUUCAGGUUUACGUAUUAUCCCAGUUAAAGCGACUGGUCGUUGUGUCGCCAACCCAGGAGAUUUCAAAACUUAUUAUGGAGGAAUAUAAAACUAUAAGACACACCGUGGAGGAAUUCCAACACUACACAGUGGGCUAUUCGCUGUUCGACACUUCUACGCAUAUUACCAGAUCUUCUUCCAACCUCGAGAUACCGCCUGCCAAACGGAUCCUCUUGGUAUCGCCCCCCCAAUCGCCGCCACCAGGGUUUGACUUCCAUAGGCUAGAAGAUCGCCCGAAUUCUAACACAGGCCACGUUACCCCGGGGCGUGCCCCAGCUUCAACAUCGUCCAAUGUGAGUGCAUGCGACAAGGUUGAACCGGACAAGGCUUUCACGAUCCUCGAGAACAGUCUCGUUGCAAAUGUAGUACUCCAUACGUGCGAAACACCAAAGACAGAGCAUACACCGUCGAUUAUGGGGGUCCACACGGCUCUCCCUCCGCGUUCCAUAUUCGACUAG